GAAGAAGAACCCGGAAGUGCUCCACCAAUACGAGUCGACCCAAACACGAGUUGCUAAGUCACCAGAUGUCAACAAACGUGAACGUCUUGAGUGACCCCGCGGCUUUUCGGUCGUCUUUUGCUCGUCAGCAGAGAAGAUUUUGCUUUCAGGAUGGUUAUUCUGCACGUGAAGCGCGGGGACGAGAGCCACUUCCUGUUCAGCGCCGGCGUGCAAGAGGCAGUCGACGUACUCGUGCGCGACAUCACCGCCAUUUUCAACGGGAGGCUUAAAGUUGGCCGAAUCUGCGCAGAGAUGGCCGAGCUGGCAGAACACGGCGUCACGCUGCCGCCUAACAUGCAAGGGCUAACGGACGAGCAGCUGGUGGACCUGAAGCUGAAGGAUGAGUGGGAGGACAAGUGCGUGCCCAGCGGGGGCGCCGUCUUCAAGAAGGACGACAUCGGCCGGCGCAACGGACAUGCUCCCAAUGAGAAAAUGAAAGCCGUGCUACUCAAAACGGUGGACGAGGCGAAGGCCCUCAUCUCCAAAAAACAAGUGGAAGUCAACGUGUGCGUGACCAUGGCCAUGGUGAAGGAAGCCCUGGCACAGCUGCGGGGGGCCGUCAUGAUCGCGUACCCCAUGGGGCUGCCUCCUCACGACCCCAUCCGCAUGGAGCUGGAGGACCGCGAGGACCUGUCGGGGACGCAGGUGA
Messenger RNA from Hippocampus comes (tiger tail seahorse), 688 nucleotides. Its product is annotated as UPF0769 protein C21orf59 homolog. NCBI's taxonomy places the organism in Eukaryota, Metazoa, Chordata, Actinopteri, Syngnathiformes, Syngnathidae. Gene Ontology annotation, biological process: regulation of cilium movement. The annotation marks the transcript as partial. The record is from RefSeq and is a predicted model, not a curated record. The transcript has 5 exons.